Syngnathoides biaculeatus (alligator pipefish) is the source of this 2514-nucleotide messenger RNA. RefSeq names its product ceramide synthase 2-like. Gene Ontology annotation, biological process: ceramide biosynthetic process. Gene Ontology annotation, molecular function: DNA binding; sphingosine N-acyltransferase activity. Bases 165 to 1358 code for a protein of 397 amino acids. The record is from RefSeq and is a predicted model, not a curated record. Gene Ontology annotation, cellular component: membrane. The transcript is spliced from 11 exons. Lineage: Eukaryota; Metazoa; Chordata; Actinopteri; Syngnathiformes; Syngnathidae.
GGUAUUAUUAGUAGUUGUAGUAUUGUUCAUAUGGUGUUUCCCUUCAGUACGAGCCCAUUUGUUUGUCAUGCUGGGGGGAUGUAGCGCUGUGUUGGCAUUUGCUAUGGCGAUCCAUCGUGGCGCUCCCAUAUACUGUAUUAUCAACACGUCAAUCAGCGUGACUGAUGGAGGCCCUACUAAACGAGUGGCUGUGGCAGGACAGGUACUGGCUACCUCCUGGAAUGCACUGGCAGGACAUGGAGACAAGCGAAGGUCACUAUCCACUACCCAGAGAUCUCAUGUUCACUUUGCCGGUGGCCUUUGCUUUCAUCGCCUUCAGAUAUGUUUUUGAGAGGAUCGUGGCUAUUCCAUUAAGCAAACAUUUAGGUGUGAAGGACCGGAUUAGGAUUCGAGCUGCUCCUAUUCCCAAACUGGAGAAUUUCUACAAACAGACCAACCGUCUGCCAUCACAAAGUGAACUGGCAAGCUUGGGAAUGCAUUGUGGACUCUCCCAGUCAAAGGUUCGAAGCUGGUUCAGGCACAGAAGAAACCAGGACCGACCCACCAACACCAAAAAGUUCUGCGAGGCCUUUUGGCGUUUUGUCUUCUACCUUGCAGCUUUCACAGCAGGGCUUGCCUCUUUGCUCGACUCUCCGUGGUUUUGGGAUCACAGCGAGUGUUGGCAGGGUUUUCCUAAGCAGGUUGUGACCAAUGCCCACAGCUGGUAUUACACCUUGGAACUGGGCUUCUAUCUGUCUCUGCUUCUCUGUGUCUCUGUGGAUGUGAAGCGAAAAGAUUUCAAGGAGCAGGUCAUUCAUCACAUUGCCACCAUAUUUCUCAUUGGGUUCUCCUACUGCAGUAAUUACGUGAGAAUCGGCACACUUGUGAUGCUGGUGCAUGACUCAUCUGACUUCCUGCUCGAGUCCGCCAAGAUGUUUCACUACGCUGAGUGGACGAAGACAUGUGACUCGCUGUUUGUCAUAUUUUCUCUGGUUUUCCUAAUUACACGGCUGGUGGUGUUUCCUUGCAGAAUCAUCCACACAACAUUGGUGUUGUCUCUUGACUUCUUCGAGCCCUUCUUUGGUUAUUACUUCUUCAAUGCCCUCCUGCUAGUACUGCAAGCUCUGCACAUUUUCUGGGCCUACCUCAUCCUGCGUAUGAUCUGCAAGUUUAUGUUCAAGGGAAAGGUGGAGCGUGAUGAGCGCAGUGAUGAGGAGAGCGAGGCAGACGAAGAAGAGGAGGCUGAGGAAGAUGAGAGGAGCUGGGAGCAGAGGAAGGGUGCCAUCAAUACCAAGUUGGCAUCGCUAGCCAACAACUGCGUGCUCAACAACUUGACGAACCAGAGAAAUCUUAACAGCAGACUGCCCAAAGCCAGAUAGAGUCCAGGAAAACAUUUGUCAUUCCUGACAAAUGUCCCUUGCAACGGUCCAUCCAUGAUUUCAUCCCGCUGUCAGCCAGCAUCUUGCUUUUCUUUGUUCAACAAAAAGAGGCAGCAAAAAAGCACAAAUGAUUGUAAAUCAAUGUGCCCGGUGUUACAUUGGAAGGAAACAUCCUCACUCUUGUCAUUUGAAUUCAGAGUGUGCAAAAAGUUGAUGUCUUCAUUUUGUAUUUAUGACAUUUCCUCAGUGUUUUUAUACAUGGGAUCCUUUCAUUGAUAGUUUAGAACAGUGUUUCCCCCAACUUUUAUUGAGCCAGGGCCUCUGAUUUGAGAUUAGAAAAAGCUCAAUGCACACCACCAAACAAAAUGACACAAAAAUGAUGACGACUGAAAUAAUAUAUUCCAUCUAAAUUUACCCACCAAUUUACUUAGUGUCAAAUCUGGGACUGCUUGAUUGAAAACAAAGCUGAUAGAGUUACAGGAAACCGUGACUUAUUCUGUCGUAUGUAUGGCAACAGAUGGAUACGCGGGUUUUUUGUACCUUCUCCCAUCUACUGAUCAUUCCUAGGGCACCGCCGAUGAACUCGCGCAGAAUGCAUGAUAGCAAUCACUGAUGUAGAAAACAGAUUUCUUUUUAAAUUCAACUUCAUCAAUCAAAUUGACAGUAUCGCUUACAUGCUUUGAACAAGAAUUUCCAUCAUCACAGAAUGACUGCAAAGGAAUUUUUCUUCAAGGUAAAUUUAGUGUUUUAGCCACUUUUGCAACUAUUUUUGUCAACUAUUGAGUAUUGAGGCCACAGAGAAAAGAAGUCUCUUUUACUUCGAUUUGAAAAAUUAAACUGCAAUUAUGAGAAUAUUCUUAUUUUAAUGAAUUGCAAAAAUGAAGUAAUAUUCUUGGGAAAAUGUACUGUACACCUGACAUUUUUUAAAAGGUCAAAAUGUUUUGCUUGGAAUGUGAUAUUGCAACUGGAUUCUCAUAACAGUCACAACUUUGGUCUUGUAACAAUGCAACAUAAUCCUUAAUACUAGCAACAUAACUUUGUUCUUGUAAACAUUUAAUUCACUAGUCAAGCACUGGAACUGUUGUUUUGUUUUGUUUUGUUUUUCAGCGUGGCCCGUUUUUUGUGGGACAUAUUACAGUAAAACUGUUUUUUUUUU